Messenger RNA from Aspergillus calidoustus, 1944 nucleotides. NCBI's taxonomy places the organism in Eukaryota, Fungi, Ascomycota, Eurotiomycetes, Eurotiales, Aspergillaceae. The record is from the annotation of a GenBank genome assembly.
AUGGCGUCCGCGGAUUCCCUGCCUGCGGCGGUUGAGUCGCUCUCUCUCCAGACUACCUCCGAGACGUCCAAAUUUCCCAACUGCUACCCGUCUCUGAACCCCGUCGAUGUUUACCGUGAGCACAUUGCAGAGCAGUUGGCUCCUGUCGCGGGCGUUGACGCCGAGAAGAUCUAUACCCGUCUCCAAUGGACGAACACUCUGGAUAAGGGUGAUCUGGUUCUGCCGGUCCCUUCGCUGCAAAUCAAGGGGAAGAAGCCCAAUGACCUUUGCCAGGAACUCGCCGAAAAAUUUCCCGAAUCUGACCUCGUCCUCCCUCCCGUCGCGUUCGGCCCGCACCUCCAAUUCUUCUUCAGGACGGACCGACUUACAAAGACUGUCAUUGGACAGAUUCUGAAAUCUAAGGAGGCCUUUGGUUCCAAUGGAAACCAGGGACUUGUCGACCCCAAGGACCCCUCCAAGGGCCGGAAAAAGAUCAUCGUCGAGUUCUCGUCGCCCAACAUCGCGAAGCCCUUCCAUGCUGGUCACCUGCGGAGUACCAUUAUCGGUGGUUUCCUGGCCAACCUGUACACGGUCGUUGGAUGGGAUGUCACUAAGAUGAACUAUCUCGGUGACUGGGGUAAGCAGUAUGGUCUGCUGGCGAACGGAUACAAGAUGUUUGGUGAUGAGCAGAAGCUGCUGAAGGAUCCCAUCAACCAUCUGUUUGAUGUCUACGUCAAGAUCAACGCUAUUGUCUCGGAGCAGGAUGGCCCCAUCAAGGAGCUGAAGGAGCAGGUCAAGGCAAAGAAGGAGAAGGGAGAGGAUGCGGCAGAGCUUGAGGCCGAACUAGCCAAGCUUGUUGAUGCUAGCGAAGACGAGAAGGCUCGUCGAUACUUCAAGAGCAUGGAGGACGGUGACGCAGAUGCUCUGGCCUUAUGGCGCCGGUUCCGUGACCUCAGUAUCCAAAAGUAUAAGCAAACCUACGCCCGCCUGAACAUCGAUUUCGAUGUGUACUCUGGCGAGUCUCAGAUUAAGCAGGAGAGCAUGUCCAAGGCCAACGAAACCCUGCAGUCAAGUGGGGUUUCGGAGUCGUCCGAGGGCGCUGUCAUUGUCGACUUUGUCAAGCACGGAGCUAAAAAGCUUGGCAAGGCUAUUAUUGUCCGCAAGGACGGUACGCCUCUGUACCUGACCCGUGAUAUUGGUGCUAUCCUCGAGCGUGAGGAAGCUUACCACUUCGACAAGAUGAUUUACGUCGUCGCUGCUCAGCAAGAUCUCCACUUGGCCCAGUUGUUCAAGAUCACGGAGCUUAUGGGCUACAAGGACCUGGCCAGCCGAUGCCAGCAUAUCAAUUUCGGUAUGGUCCGUGGGAUGAGUACUCGCAAGGGUACCGUGAAGUUCUUGGACGAUAUCCUCCGCGAUGUCGCAGAUAAGAUGCACGAAGUCAUGAAGAAGAACCCUGAGAAAUACGAGCAAAUCGAGAACCCAGAGGAGACCGCCGAUACCCUGGGUAUCACCUCUGUCAUGGUCCAGGACAUGUCUGGAAAGCGUAUCAACGGCUACGACUUCAACCUCGAGGCCAUGACCUCAUUCGAAGGAGACACUGGUCCUUACCUGCAAUAUGCCCACGCCCGUCUCUGCUCCAUUGUCCGCAAGGCAGAGUUGAACGUCGAGGAGCUCCCCUCCGCCAACCUCGACCUCCUCACCGAGACCCACGCCACCGACCUCGUCCGCUUGCUGUCACAGUGGCCUGAUGUUGUUCUCAACACCCUCAAGACACUUGAACCCACCACCAUCCUCACCUACCUCUUCCGCAUGACGCACAUCCUGAGCUCAGGAUACGACACACUCCGAAUUGUGGGUAGCGAGCCCGAGGUUAAGAAGGCCCGUCUGGCGCUGUACGAGUCGGCCCGGCAAGUCCUGCAUAACGGCAUGCGGAUUCUCGGUCUCACCCCUGUUCGCCGAAUGUAA